AUGAGAGCUCGACUAUUACCCUCUAUACUAAUACUUUCCGCUUGUCAGGUAAUUGGUCACACAUCCUCAAACCAACUUCCUGAACUCGUUCUAGAGAAGCAUGACACCGAGCCUAUGAUACAGUAUGGUGUAUCCGUUCCGACAGAGAUUUCUUCGACCCUUCAGCUAGCGUACUCGUCAAAGAGUCAGGACUCGAUCACCCCAACUCUCGAAUGCAAAGACAUAUAUCUGAAACCCGUUGCGUUACGUUGUGAUCAUGUACGGAAAGCGUGCAAUACCGAGGAAUACAAUGUCGGGUUACUUAACUACCUUUCGUUGUACUACUGCUAUUUACCAGGUGUUUUAGUUAUAUCCAUUGCGAUUUUGGCUUUAACGGUAAGCUUUGCGAGCCUUGGAAUAACUGCAGCGGACUACUUGAGUCCAAACUUGUACACAAUUUCGAAGCUUCUACAGCUUUCAGAUCAUCUUGCAGGUCUUACGCUUCUUGCGAUUGGUAAUAGCGCAGCAGACAUAUUUGGAACUUAUACGGCUCUCAGCAUUGGAUCCGCCGAGUUGGCAAUUUCCGAAUUACUAGGUGCCACAUUAUUCGUUCUCACAGUCGUCAUAGGCUCGAUAUGUUUAAUUUCGCCGUUUAAAGUACCAGUCUUUCAUUACACCAGAGACAACUUCUUUUAUAUCGUGGUACUUGCGGUAAUCGAGUAUGCUCUAGAAACAAAUGAAUUAGACGUGAUGAAGGCCUCUAUUCUUAUUGUGAUAUAUGCUAUCUAUGUUCUUGUGGCUGUUUUAAACCAUUCGUGGUUGAAAGUUGCGAAUAGAAAGAGAAUUACGACAGAAAGAAUAAGAAGCACAUUUAAUAUACCAGCUUCUGACAUACAGGGGGAGACUGACGAGAUCACUUCUGCAGGGUUGCUGCUUCCGGGUAUCGAAUCUCUUGAAGAUAUGUCUGACGAAGAGAGGCAAAUGCUCGAGGAGGUUGAAGGAUACUUUGCAGCGCAUCCCGAGGAGGAGCUUGAUAUACCCGUACCUGUGCAGACAGGGUCUUACGGUCUCAAAAUUCUCCUAAAGGAGCUUAGCAUGCAUACGACCAAUAUUACAAACCGUGGGCCGAACUUGAAUUCAGGAGAAGAGGGAAGGAGCCUGGAAGAGCCUUUUCAAGAAGAGCAAAAUCAGAGCACCACCUUUAACGAGUCAGCACUGGACGAAGAAGCAGUUUCUAAUGAAACAAAUCAACAAUACCAUUGGAACCUGCAGCAUAUAAAGAGAAAACUUCUUAAGGAGGUGAUCCACUCGCUUGUUCCUCGAUGGAACCAUGAUGAUACUACGGUCUCUAAGAUUUUCUUCAUCAUUACUUAUCCAGCUAAAGUUGUUCUUUCUUUCACGACUCCAGUUAGAGAGAAAGCGAUAGUUUAUGCUCAUAAUACAGUUCGGGGUUCGAAUGCUUUCACAUUGCCCACCACGAAUCAAGAUUUACAAACAAGUUUGGGGGAACUGUAUGAUAUUCGCCUCGAUCUCAUGGCAUUCAAAAUUCAAUUUACAUUAGGUAUAACCACUUUAGCCUUGAUGCAUUUGAAGCCACUUUUCAUUAUCUUGCUAGUUCCUCCAAUCUUUCUAGGCGCAUCUACAAUAGCCUUCUUGUUCCUUCCCACGAGAUGUCCUCAGUUCGAGCACCAAAUGACUGUCUUCAAAGCAUGGAAUUACACGGGAUCAAUCUUGGGCUUUGUCCUCUCGAUACAUUGGAUAUCUGUGUUUGCUACCGAGGUUAUCGCCAUCUUGAAGCAAGUGGCUCUUAUCUUGGGGAUCAGUGAUGAGAUUCUAGGAAUUUCCAUGGGCAAGAUGCAGCACAAUCUUGACUCUGUUCUCUUUUCGACUCGUCCCGUGACUUCCAACGAGUCUGGGGCGCGCAGAACUCCUCAUAUAAAGGUGUUGGGGGAUCCUUUGCUUAUCAAACUCACUCUCUUACUAUAUCGUCACACAAUGAUCAGAGCUUUGGCCAGACAGAACAACAUCUUUACGAGACCUGCCUUCAAAUUCUCUCCCAGAGUUGCCUUGAGAUUCAAUUCUAGUAACUUUCGCGUCAACACCCAAUCGCAUGUCUGGAAAUACCAAGAAGAGGGUCCAAAGUACGUUAAGUUCACGAAUGAGCACGAAUGGUUGGCGGUUCACAAAGACAACUCCGCUUUCAUUGGUAUUACCACUUACGCUUCCGAGGCUUUAGGUGACACGACUUUUGUGGAAUUGCCAGAGGUUGGUGUGACUUACGAAGUCGGCGACUCUAUUGGCUCAGUUGAGAGUGUUAAGAGCGCAAGUGAAAUUUACGCUCCUGUGGCAGGUGAGGUUGUUGCUGUCAAUGAGGACUUGGAAAGCAGACCACAGUUGAUUAAUGAGGACCCAAUGGGUGGCGGCUGGAUCGCACAAAUCAAAUUGGCCGAGUCCGCUGAUACAGUUGCAGCUAAGGAGGAGUUGUUGGACGAGGCAGCCUAUGAAGCAAGUUUGUCCGAACACUGA
Messenger RNA from Candidozyma duobushaemuli, 2505 nucleotides. It is a transcript of the gene GCV3, whose product is annotated as glycine decarboxylase subunit H. Gene Ontology annotation, biological process: transmembrane transport; monoatomic cation transport; intracellular calcium ion homeostasis. Gene Ontology annotation, cellular component: membrane; glycine cleavage complex. The transcript is spliced from 2 exons. Bases 1 to 2505 code for a protein of 834 amino acids. Gene Ontology annotation, molecular function: monoatomic cation transmembrane transporter activity. The record is from RefSeq and is a predicted model, not a curated record. Lineage: Eukaryota; Fungi; Ascomycota; Pichiomycetes; Serinales; Metschnikowiaceae.